Messenger RNA from Lates calcarifer (barramundi perch), 5675 nucleotides. RefSeq names its product PX domain containing serine/threonine kinase (gene pxk). Lineage: Eukaryota; Metazoa; Chordata; Actinopteri; Centropomidae. The coding region runs from base 188 to 1906 and encodes 572 amino acids. Gene Ontology annotation, biological process: protein targeting to lysosome; early endosome to late endosome transport; protein phosphorylation. Gene Ontology annotation, molecular function: actin binding; protein kinase activity; phosphatidylinositol binding. The transcript has 18 exons. Gene Ontology annotation, cellular component: early endosome; late endosome; extrinsic component of endosome membrane. The record is from RefSeq and is a predicted model, not a curated record.
CUGAUGACGUCCGCCCGGAGCAGCGUUUCCUGGUUACGGUGAGGCUAAGCUAACAGCUAGUUCGCUUCUCCCGGGUUGUUGUUGUUCCUCCUCCGCUGAGUGGGGCUCCGCCUCAGUGUCUUCCCCGGCGGCCUCGGUCAGUGACACACGGACGCUCAGGUCAGACUUUCACCGUUAAUCCUCCGGGAUGUCUUUCCUGGAGAAGCCGGCCCCCGGCAGGCUGCUACUGGACGACACCGUGCCCCUGACGGCGGUGAUCGAAGCCAGCCAGAACCUGCAGUCCCACACGGAGUACAUCAUCCGAGUCCAGAGGGGCGUGUCUUCAGACAACAGCUGGCAGGUGAUUCGCCGCUACAGUGACUUUGAUGUUCUCAACAGCAGCCUGAUGGUGUGUGGCAUCAGUCUCCCUCUUCCCCCUAAGAAGCUGAUCGGAAACAUGGACAGGGAGUUCAUAGCAGAGAGGCAGAGGGGACUGCAGACCUAUCUGGACUCCAUUACCCAACAUCCCCUGCUCUGCAGCUCCCUGCCUGUCAAAAAGUUCCUGGACCCCAACAACUACUGUGCAAACUACACAGAGAUCGCCCUGCAGCAGGUUUCCAUGUUCUUCAGGUCCGACCUGAAGUGGGAAGUCCUGGAGCCUCUCAGAGACAUCGGCUGGAGAAUCAGGAAGAAAUAUUUUCUAAUCAAAAACAAAGAGCAGCCCAAAGAGAGGUACCUGCUGAGCUGGGUGGACCUGGGUCCUGAUAAGUUCCUGUCUGACAAAGACCUGCAGUCAGCAAUGAAGCUACUAACCAGCCUCUCUACUCCGUAUCUUUGUCCGCUGUUGUUCUCCAGCACCAGUGAGUCUUCAGCUCUGCUCAUCCGGCCGUUCAGUGAGAGAGGCUCUCUGAGAGACCACAUCUGUAAGGUGAAGCCCAGAGAGAGUUACCUGAAGAAGUACUGUAACCCGAAGAAGAGCCAAGGCCUCGAACUGUCGCAGAUCAAACUGUACGGCCGUCAGAUCCUUGAGGGCCUGAAGCUCCUCCAUGAUGGUGGCAUGUUUUACGGUCACCUGCAUGCAUCCAACGUCAUUGUGGACGACGGCGUGUGCCGACUGAUUGACGUGGAGAACGGCAUGCUGGGAGUUCCCUCAGUGCUACGGCCCAGCUUCACCCAGCUCAGGAAAAUCAACACAACAGAGAGUAUCGACAUCUUCUGCUUCGGACACUUACUGUACGAGAUGACGUACGGCCGACCGCCAGACAGCAUCCCCGUUGAUCAAUACCCCACUGUCCCCUACACAGCUGUGGUGUCAGUGCUGCAGUCCAUCCUGUCCACAGAAGCCUGUAAGAGCGGGAUGCCGACAGUGUCGCAGCUCAUCCAGACACCGCUGUUCAGUGACGUCCACCUCCAACACUCAGAAAAACUCCAGAUCAAGGUUCCCAGCAGGCUAAAGGAGGCGCUGAAGACGGCGAAGGAGAGUCUGGAAAAGAGAUUGCAGGAGGAGCAGAGAGUGCUCCAUCAGCACAGGAGGCUGACCAGAGCUCAGUCUCACCACGGCUCAGAGGAAGAGAGGAAGAGGAGGAAGAUUCUGGCGAGGAAGAAGUCCAGACAGUCAGCUUAUGAAAAUGAAGAAGACGUCUCUGUCAGAAACAACAAUAACUCUGGGUCUGGAGCCAGUUCUCCUCCCACAUGCCCCUCCUCCCCCACUCCCCCAUCUACAGCAGGAGCCCAGACUGCUCCUCUCCCUCCUCCUCCUCCUCCGCCCCCUCCUAUGCUGGACUCCUCGUCCUGUCCUCCUCCUCCUCUGUCCUCCUCUGAUGGAGCAGGGGGAGGUCGUGCCGCCCUGCUGAGCUCCAUCCAGUCCUUCAGUAAGGGCAAACUGAAGAAGGCCGAGACCACCGACCGCAGCAAACCUGUCAUCUGACCCCCGCCCACCGCCGCAAAAACCCCCGUCCUUGACCUGGAAACCAUCAUCGCAGCAACACAACGGCCCACUGUGGUUCUGGACUGUGGUCUGGACCGGUUCUUGUCGCCGCUCCCUGAGAUGUGAAAACAAAUCACUAACAAAAAACAAACAAAAAAAUCCAAGUACCAUUUUAGUUUUUAUCUCUGUCUCUGCUUUCUCCUGCUUUUAGUUUUUUUUUAAUCAGUUGCUGUGGUUAGAAAGAGAAGAAGACAGGCGACGGGAAUAAUGGCCGCCUCAGUCUGCCCUUUAAAAAACUCAUGACAAUCCAGGCACCUGAAGGUUUGUCUUUUCUGACACCAAGCUCCAGUUAUAAACUCAGAGUCUAGUGGGCUUUUCUGGUGGCCAGCGGCUUCUUUUCUCUUCUUUAGGCGGUUGAACGUUUGGGAUUUCAAAUUCUGCGGAUGCUUGAUCCCGCUGGACGACAAACUUUAAUUUCCUGGAUCCAAAACUCUUAAAGUCAGUGCUUUGACACUGUCAUGGCGCUGUAUGGUCCUGAACCUGGAGCAGUAGAAAAACUGGCCCAAACUCCUGCUUUUCCUCUUUGAAAUCAUCUUGGACCUUUUGACAUGUAGCCUCCAGGCUCUGCUGCUCUGUCUCUGCAGAGCUGCAUUGCUAAAAAAAAAUCAUCAUCAUCAAGUCAUUUGUCUGUAAUUACAUCCCAAAAACAUAAUUUCCUAAAACAAGUGAAAAAAUCUGCCAUUGCACUGCACCAUAUUUUAAAAGGAAUCACUCAUCUGCAUCUUGAAACAAAAAAAAAAAAAAAAAAAAGCUGGACCGCUAUAUUUGAAGCAAGAAAAAUGAAACUUUAUCUUAGAAAAUCCUCGUUUUUAAGUUGAUUUGCUCUGGAAACAAGUUGAAACAAGAUUAAUUUUCACUUGUUUAUAAGAGAAUGAGACUCAAAUUACAGACAAAAAUGACUUAAUAUGAAGGACGUUUGUUUGAAACACAAACCACAGUGAGGGUGGGAUCACACCUGCUGUUGAUUUUGUUCGGUCUGAACCAGUGAGAGACUUUAAUUUGACUUUGCUGCAGAUUGUGUGAUUGGUUCAUCAGUUAGAGACUCUGGAGACGACUGUAGUUAAAAUCAUGACAUUGGUCUCUUCCUCUUCUCUUCCCAUUCACAAACACAUUCAGCUCAGAUGUGCAAGAGGCAUCAUUUCACACAAGGUAGAAAGCAAAAUGAAGGGCAGCACGUGUCCACACAAGUUAACAUCUACAACAAAAUGCAUUUCCAUCCAACUUUUUUGUGCACUUUCAAUAUGCAGUUUUAUGCUUGAAAAGUUGGUCUAUCAGUAAAAACAAAAUGUGCUUCGAACAGAUGUAGCAAACAAAUCCUGAAUAAAUCCUUAAAUUAAGAAAUGACACAGAGAUGUCAUAUUUCCAUCAUGUUUUCCACUUGUUUCUCUUGAGGUUUGACACCGUAUUGAAGCAUUAGUGCCACCAACUGUCAACAAUGUAUGAGUGCACUAAACUCCUAAUAUUCAGAUAGUGGUAGUGGAUGGAAAUGCACAUUUAUUCCCUUUUUUGUGCCAAAUGUUGUUGAAAUUUGAGCUACAUUUGGAUGGAAGCUAUGUUCAGGUUCAUUUCAGUUGACUUUUGGCUGCUAAACGUGGCAGAAAAUAAGUGUAGUGUCGCACAGCUGCUCUCUUCAUUGGAAGUAAUAGCGUUGCUCUACACAGUGUCAAACUUGCACUUGUGGUGUGAACGUCCUGUCAGGCAGAGACUCUGUUUAUAUGUCUGUCUCAGAUCAGAGCACUCAGCUUUGAUUGUCCUCAGGGUCUGAAAUUAAUCUGAAAUUACUUAUUUCCCUCCACCAGCUACUAAUACGUCAAAUCACAUAGAUCUGACAUCAGUGCUGAUCAUUUUCCAACCAAUGCAGCUGCUGGUUUCAGGUAAUGUCUAUAUAAAUCAACCUGCUACAGAGAGAGUAUCCAUCACAGUCCACACUUUAGUUAAGUGAACUUUUUGUCAAUAUUUCUGUGUAAUUGUGUGUUCAUUUUAAGUUGCCUGUAAGGACUAGAAUUAGAAUUGAACUAUAACCAGGACGCACACUUUUUGGUUCUUUGACUAGUUGUUUGAUAAUUCUUGGUGAGGUAUGUUGAUGAAAAUACACCUUUUACAAACAAAAUAUAUAAGAAAAAAGCAGGAACCACAGGCACAUUAUGAUUAAAUCAAAAUUUGAUUUAAAAAAAAGAAGCUUUUUCACCCGUUGCCCAAAAUGUAAAUUUAAAACAGUCACAGAUCAUCAUGUGAUAAUAAUGUGACUCUGUAUAAAAUAAAACAAACUAUAUCUUUAAAUUAAUGGAUCUCUCUGAAGCAAGUUUUACACUUUUCAUAGAGAUGACCUGCAGUCACCAGCUGCCUGGAAAUUAGGAAAUCAGUCUUAUCUUGGUGAUCAGAGAAGUGAUGUUUGCUUUUUUUUGGUUUGUUUAUUGUGUUGAGAAACAACAUUUUUACCCUCCACAGAGCUCAGUUUAUCUUCAGUAGGGUUAAUUUCAGACCUUUAUUGUGGUGAUUCAUGAUAUUUUUAAGUGUUUUUCUUCUGUUUUAAUUCUGUUGUAUUUUAAUGUUUGUUGUUGUCACAUGGCUGAGAUUCUUUUAUUUUAUUGUGCCAUAUGGAUCCUCGUGCCUAUGGGAAUCUGAAUGUUUUGGUUUUUUUGUAAAAAUAUUGCAUGUGACAAUACAGAUACAGAUGAUUUGUCAGCAGAUCAUCUUAAUGUAUGAAGCUUUGUCUGAUGAGGAUCAUAACGCUUCAGCACACAGGAUGUUAAUUUGCAGUUACUGGCUGUAGACUUUAGGUUUAAAUAAGAAACUGACAAUUAUUUUCAUUAUUAUAUAGACACUUAAAUGUCAGAAGAUAGCGAGGCAUGUCUCUCACAGUUUUCCAGAACCAAAUGUGAUGUCUUCACAUCUUCUUUCAUCCAAACAACAAUUCAAAACCCAAAAAUAUUCAGUUUACAAUGAAAUAAAACAGAGAAAAGCAGUAAAUACUAGUUUGGUGAAGCUGGAAGGAGAGCAUGUUUGGCAUUUUUUUGGCAUUAAAAUACAAAAUAAUUUUAAUAAUAAUGCACUUUAAAAUGAUGAUUAAAAUAGUAAAGGGAAAAAAGGGAAGACAAUAAGACAAAUAAUACAAAUAUAUAAAGAACAGAAUUUAGUUCAGAGCCUGUGUGCUAAAGUGUUAACCUGUGACAGAGCAGCUGUUGUCAGGUGAAUCUCUGCGACUCUGAUCACUAUAAACCAAGUUUUAGCACUCAGAGCGUUUGUUUUACAUGACAGCUCUGUGCUGAAGUCAUUUGUUUUUAUUAUUCAGUGCAAUCCGGUCCAAUGCAAUGGUCUUCACGUCUUGAAUGGUCAUUAAAUUGUAUCCGAAUGUUUCUCUGCAGCACUUUACCCAUGAGAGGUGGAAGACAAGUCCAGAGGUGUGUUUGUGUUUAUGAAAACAAUAUGCAGAAUAAAUUGAGAAUCCCACAGGCGGCACUGGAGUGCAAGUAAGUUGGUAUGAAAAGCCACUCUCCAGUGUUCGGGUCAUUUACAGUUACCACACACUUGAUGCAUCAGAUGUUUCCAAGUUCUGUCCCACUGUCAUCUUCAAAUUGGGAAAAAAAAUCUACAUUUAUUGCAGCUGUAAAAUUCAUCAUCACUAUUGAAAUAAGAACUCCAGCAAGCCUGCUGUGAUGAAACGAUAACUGUCAACUGAAUAAACAUUUGAUUAAAAAUGGUUCAGGAA